GCUAGCGAUGACGUUUUAAUACAUUGUUUUUGUUUGCAUGUUUUUAAUAUCGGUUUCACUUUAAAUCGUUUUGCUGCAAACAAUUUGCGUCUCAGUGAAUUAUGACGAAGAAAGAAUCGAAGGAUGAUGGAGCUGCGGCUGCCGGAAAACCGAAAACGUCUGCCUUGACCAUAUCACAAAUUAAUGCCGACAAAUUGACAUUGCUCGCCAAUCAGUACUGGGCCCCACAAACUAUUGACAGCCAUCAGCCGUACAAUGCAAAAAUUAUCGACGACAUCUACAAAGAGAUCAGCAAAUCGGACUUUUCCAUCCGUCGGAUUAUGAUGCUGGAGUUUAGCCAGUAUCUGGAGAACUAUUUGUGGCCCAAUUACAACCACACCGAUUCGACUCACGCACACAUGAUGUCCAUUGUCGUUAUGCUAAAUGAGAAAUUUCGCGAAAGAGUCGACGCUUGGGCUGUGUUUAAUUCGAAUCCGGCGGAAUUUCCCAAUUUUUUCCAAAAAGUUCUCGAAGCUUGUCUUUGGAAGAAACCGCUAACGAGUAUUGGAUACCUACGCGAACAGACUGCAUUGCUGUUGUUUUUGAACCAUUGCUUCAACAGCCUCGAAGUACCGUUAUGCCGAGAUCAGGCGAAGCGAUUAGUCUCGUUGUCAAUGUGGGCUUGUUUGCAACCGAAACGUCGUGAACAGGAACUGAAAGCAUUUCCGGAAUGGAGAAAAUUGUGGAAAAAAUUACAGAAGCGAGACAAGCCCGAAAUGAAAGAAAAACUGGAAUGGGAACGACACUUCUUGCAGCGAUUGAUGGUGAAAUUUAUGGAAAUUCUCGAAUCAAUAUCCGAAGAUGAUGUUGUCGCCGACGAAACGGUUCGCUAUUGUGAACGUUUCUUGGAGUUUUUGAUCGACUUAGAGGCUUUGUUGCCGACACGCCGUUUCUUCAAUACAGUCAUGGAUGACUGUCAUUUGGUCGUUCGCUGCUCCCUGGCACCGUUAACCAAGAGGGAAGAGGGAAAGCUAUUUUCUCAGCUUCUGGAAAUGCUUAGAUUCUAUUCUCGGUUUGAGAUCAAUGAUGAAUCUGGUGACGCACUUACUGACCAUGAUAUGACACAAAUUCACUAUUCGAAAAUUAUAUCACUUCAGCGUGCUGCAUUUGCCAAAUUUCCCGAUCUUAAACUGUUUGCACUGACAAACGUUGGUAAUGUUGAUACGCGCGAGAAACUGAUUAAACAUUUCGGUGCAUUGGACGCUAAGAAUUUACGAGAAAUUGCCUGCUACUUAAAUCUAAUUCCCGAUCAACUGGAAAGUCCAUUCGAUUGGCAUCGUGUGGAUGACAAUUUUCUGCGAGAACUUUUGAUAUCACGACACGAACGGCGCGUAUCGCAAUUGGAUGCGUUGAAUGAAAUGCCGCUAUAUCCCACAGACGACAUUAUUUGGGACGAAAAUAUUGUGCCAACCGAAUACUUUUCGGGAGAGGGCUGUCUAGCUUUACCGAAGCUUAACUUGCAGUUUCUUACGUUGCACGAUUAUUUGCUGAGGAAUUUCAAUCUAUUCCGCUUGGAAUCGACAUAUGAAAUUCGCCAGGACAUAGAAGACGCAGUCAGCAGAAUGCUGCCUUGGAAAUCGGAAGAAGAUGAAGUCGUUUUCGGAGGAUGGGCUCGAAUGGCUCUACCCAUAGCAUCAUUUGCUGUCGUUGAAGUGUCCAAACCACAUAUAGGCGAAAAGAAGCCAUCUCGUGUCAGAGCCGACGUAUCCGUCACACUAAGUGUUCGGCGCGACAUACAAGAGGAAUGGGAAAAUCUGCGAAAGCAUGACGUGUGCUUCCUAAUAACUGUUAGACCGACCCAACCAAUUGGAACGCGAUACAAUCAUCGUGAACCGUUUAUACCGCAAGUAGGUUUGGUGAAUGUUCGCGGAUGUGAAAUUGAAGGCAUGCUGGAUGCAAACGGUCGGGUGAUUGAAGAUGGACCAGAUCCGCGUCCACAGCUGGUCGGAGAGCAACGGACUUUCCGAGUAUGGUUGGAUUGUAAUCAAUAUCGAUUGGAUAUGGAGGCACUGCAUAAAGGUGCUGAUGAUGCGUACGAAGAGUUCAACAUAAUCAUGAGACGAAAGCCGAAAGAGAACAAUUUCAAAGCGGUCCUGGAAACAAUUCGACAUUUGAUGAACACCGAAUGUGUGGUGCCGUCUUGGUUGCAUGAUAUUUUGCUCGGUUAUGGAGAUCCGGGAUCCGCUCAUUACACAAGGAUGCCAAAUCAAGAGAAAACGUUGAAUUUUAACGACACUUUUUUGGACACUAAACAUUUAAUUGAAAGUUUCCCGGAUUACGAAGUGCGUUUUACCACCAACGACGAGUCGCAAUUGGUUCGGCCAUUUAAACUUAAAUUCGAAGACGUAGUGGAGCGUUCUGGUGAUGACGACAUGGACGACGAAGAUGAUGAUGAUGAAAAGUCACUGCCCAAGGUCAUUAAUGUUGAACCGUAUAUCUUCAGCAAUCGCGGUCCGUAUGUUUACGAUGAACCAAAAAAGAACGCCAUUCGUUUUACACCAACUCAGAUCGAGGCAAUUCGGGCUGGCAUGCAACCGGGUUUAACGUUAGUAGUGGGACCUCCAGGAACUGGUAAAACAGAUGUUGCCGUUCAGAUCAUCUCGAAUCUCUAUCACAACCAUCCGAACCAGCGGACACUUAUCGUGACACACUCCAAUCAGGCGUUGAAUCAAUUGUUUGAAAAAAUUAUGGCAUUGGACAUUGACGAACGACAUUUACUUCGUCUGGGUCAUGGUGAAGAGGCCCUGGAAACGGAAAAGGACUAUAGCAGAUAUGGACGCGUGAAUUACGUCUUGGCAAAACGUUUAGAUCUACUUAACCAAGUGCAGAAGCUUCAAGAUUCGUUGAAAGUGUCAGGCGAUGUGUCGUACACGUGCGAAACAGCUGGAUACUUUUAUUUGUACCAGGUUGUGGCACGCUGGGAGAAAUUUCUUAGCGAAAUCAGUCAGCUGGCGGAUAAUUACACACCGAAUCUGUUUGCCGAAAAAUUUCCGUUCUCGCAAUUCUUCGAUAACACGACCGAACCGCUUUUUAAAGGGCAGUCGUAUGAUGAUGAUCUAAAAGUGGCGAACGGCUGCUUCAGUUACAUUUCGAAAAUAUUCACCCAACUGGAAGAGUUUCGAGCUUUUGAAUUGCUGCGCAGUGGUCUGGAUCGAUCCAAGUAUUUGCUGGUGAAAGAAGCAAAAAUCAUUGCCAUGACAUGUACGCAUGCAGCACUGAAACGUAAAGAACUGGUCAACAUGGAAUUCAAAUACGACAACAUCCUGAUGGAAGAAUCGGCUCAGAUAUUGGAAAUCGAAACGUUCAUUCCAUUGCUGCUGCAAAAUCCUUUAGACGGCUACAAUCGACUGAAACGUUGGAUUAUGAUUGGAGAUCAUCACCAAUUGCCUCCUGUCAUUAAGAAUAUGGCGUUCCAGAAGUAUUCCAACAUGGAACAGUCACUUUUCACCCGAUUAGUCCGAUUGGGCGUGCCAACAGUCGAUCUAGAUGGUCAGGGUCGUGCCAGAUCCAGCAUUUGUGAGUUGUACAAAUGGCGGUACAAGAAAUUGGACGACUUGAAUCACAUUAGGGAGAAAAUGGAGUACAAGGUAGCCAAUUCGGGCUUCGUAUACGAUUACCAGCUGAUCAAUGUGGAAGAUUUCAAUGGGGUGGGCGAAUCCGAACCGAAUCCGUUCUUUUAUCAGAAUUUGGCCGAAGCUGAAUACAUUGUCGCAGUGUUCAUGUACUUGAGACUCCUCGGAUAUCCAGCCGAGAAAAUCUCGAUUUUAACAACGUACAAUGGCCAAAAGCAUCUGAUUCGCGAUGUUAUCAAUUCAAGGUGUGGCGAAAAUCCACUGAUCGGUCGACCAUCUAAAGUUACGACCGUGGACAAAUAUCAAGGUCAACAGAACGAUUUCAUUUUAAUUUCGUUGGUUCGAACCAAAGCGGUCGGCCACUUCCGGGACGUGCGACGUCUGGUUGUGGCAAUGAGCCGAGCUCGUUUGGGAUUGUACGUGUUCGGACGGGCGUCACUGUUUCGUAACUGCUUCGAACUGCAGCCGGUGUUCAAAUUGUUCAUGAACCGACCGCAAGAUUUGCACUUGCUACCAGACGAGACCUAUCCAACAGAUCGUUUAGCAUCAGAGGAAAUCAAAAGCACCCCGCUGGUAGUAAAGAACAUGACCCAGAUGGCCGAUUUCACAUUUAAAUUGUACAUGCAAAAAGUCGAAUCAAUGAAGGAGGCAAUGGCAUCCUGCAAAGAUGUGUACGAAAAAAUUCCCACCGAAGACGAUGUUGAAAUGGCCGAAGAACCAGUCACAAUACCAACAGCCAAAAAGCAACGGGAAAACAAACCGGCUGAAAAGAAGGAAUUCGUUCCGACCACCAUACGCAACGAGAUCGAUAUCGAUGUAUCGAUGUUGGAGCGAAAGGAAUCGGAGCAAGGGAUCGAGCAAGGGACUGAAAGCAACCAAAUGGCUGAAGAGUGACGGGACCACGUAUAUGAUGUUUGCUUGAUUCUGUUCAAUAAAGAAAUUGAUUGACAGUGAAAA
Molecule: messenger RNA, 4568 nt
Organism: Bradysia coprophila
Lineage: Eukaryota; Metazoa; Arthropoda; Insecta; Diptera; Sciaridae
Product: RNA helicase aquarius
Biological process (GO): mRNA splicing, via spliceosome
Cellular component (GO): catalytic step 2 spliceosome
Molecular function (GO): mRNA binding; helicase activity
Source: RefSeq, a predicted model, not a curated record